AUGGUUAUGAGCCUGAACAAGCUGAAAAGGGGCAGGAAAAGAAGUGGAGGCAGCAUUCUUCCUAUUUAAAGCUGCAUCGCUUGAAAAAAGUUUCCGCAGACUGUGCUGGAGUCUGUGCUGAAAAAGUGGGUUUGCAGCGGCUGCCCUGAGGCUGGUGCUGAAAAAAGAGGACCCCUCAACUGCCUUCAUGGUGCUACAAUAACCUCAGAAUCAACUUUUCACUCCCAGGAGGACCCACAUGUCUAAUAUUUAGAUAUGAUGGCAAACUGGGUGGAAGCAAGACCUCUCCUCAUUCUUACUGUUUUAUUAGGGCAAUUUGUCUCAAUAAAAGCCCAGGAAGAAGGCGAGGAUGGCGAGUUCGUCGACGGAUAUGAUGAAGAAAUAGCCUGCACACAGAAUGGUCAGAUGUACUUAAACAGGGACAUUUGGCAUCCUGCCCCCUGCCAGAUCUGUGUCUGUGACAAUGGAGCCAUUCUUUGUGACAAGAUAGAGUGCCAGGAUGUACUCAACUGUGCCGAUCCCGUGACCCCACCUGGCGAAUGCUGUCCUGUGUGUCCACACACGAGUGGGAGCAGCAAUACUAACUUUGGUAGAGGAAGAAAGGGACAAAAAGGAGAACCAGGAUUAGUGCCAGUGGUCACAGGCAUACGUGGUCGUCCAGGACCAGCAGGACCUCCAGGAUCCCAAGGACCAAGAGGGGAGCGAGGCCCCAAGGGCAGACCUGGUCCUCGUGGUCCUCAGGGAAUUGAUGGAGAACCCGGUGUUCCUGGUCAACCUGGAGCUCCAGGACCUCCGGGCCAUCCAUCCCACCCAGGCCCUGAUGGCAUAAGCAGGCCAUUUUCAGCCCAGAUGGCAGGGUUGGAUGAGAAAUCUGGACUUGGAAGUCAAGUAGGACUGAUGCCUGGCUCUGUGGGUCCUGUUGGUCCUCGGGGACCUCAAGGUUUACAAGGGCAGCAAGGUGGUGUAGGACCUGCAGGCCCCCCUGGUGAACCUGGUGAACCUGGACCAAUGGGUCCAAUUGGUGCACGUGGACCAGAGGGCCCUCCUGGAAAACCUGGUGAAGACGGUGAACCAGGCAGAAACGGAAAUACUGGUGAAGUAGGAUUUGCAGGCUCUCCGGGAGCUAGAGGCUUUCCUGGGGCUCCUGGUCUUCCAGGCUUGAAGGGUCACCGAGGACACAAAGGUCUUGAAGGUCCAAAAGGUGAAGUUGGAGCAACGGGCUCUAAGGGUGAAGCUGGUCCUACUGGUCCAAUGGGUGCCAUGGGUCCCCUGGGUCCGAGAGGAAUGCCAGGAGAGAGAGGGCGGCUUGGGCCACAGGGUGCUCCUGGACAACGAGGUGCACAUGGUAUGCCAGGAAAACCUGGACCGAUGGGUCCUCUUGGGAUACCUGGUUCUGCUGGUUUUCCGGGAAAUCCUGGAAUGAAGGGAGAAGCAGGUCCAACUGGGGCUAGAGGUCCUGAAGGUCCUCAAGGGCAGAGAGGGGAAACUGGGCCACCAGGUCCAGCUGGAUCUCAGGGUCUUCCUGGUGCAGUGGGAACUGAUGGCACACCUGGUGCCAAAGGCCCGACGGGCUCUGCUGGGACCUCUGGUCCUCCUGGAUUGCCAGGGCCCCCUGGAUCUCCAGGACCACAAGGCAGCACUGGACCUCAAGGAAUUCGAGGGCAACCGGGUGACCCAGGGGUUCCAGGUUUCAAAGGAGAAGCUGGCCCAAAAGGAGAACCAGGGCCACAUGGUAUUCAAGGUCCCAUAGGUCCACCUGGUGAAGAAGGUAAAAGAGGUCCCCGAGGUGAUCCUGGAACAGUUGGUCCUCCAGGUCCAAUGGGAGAGAGGGGUGCUCCUGGCAAUCGUGGAUUUCCAGGCUCUGAUGGUUUACCUGGCCCAAAGGGCGCUCAAGGAGAGAGGGGUCCCGUAGGUUCAUCAGGACCUAAAGGAGGCCAAGGGGACCCAGGACGUCCGGGUGAGCCAGGGCUUCCUGGUGCACGGGGUCUGACUGGAAAUCCUGGUGUUCAAGGCCCUGAAGGAAAACUUGGACCUUUGGGUGCUCCUGGGGAAGAUGGCCGCCCGGGUCCUCCAGGCUCCGUGGGGAUCAGAGGGCAGCCCGGCAGUAUGGGUCUUCCCGGCCCCAAAGGUAGCAGUGGUGACCCUGGAAAACCCGGGGAAGCAGGAAAUGCUGGUGUUCCUGGGCAGAGGGGAGCUCCUGGAAAAGAUGGCGAAGUUGGUCCUUCAGGCCCUGUUGGUCCCCCGGGUCUUGCUGGGGAAAGAGGAGAGCAGGGACCUCCAGGGCCCACUGGCUUUCAGGGACUUCCUGGGCCACCAGGGCCUCCUGGGGAAGGUGGAAAACCAGGUGAUCAGGGUGUUCCUGGAGAUCCUGGAGCAGUUGGCCCACUAGGACCUAGAGGGGAACGAGGAAAUCCUGGGGAAAGAGGAGAACCAGGAAUAACUGGGCUCCCUGGGGAGAAGGGAAUGGCUGGAGGUCAUGGCCCCGAUGGCCCAAAAGGGAGUCCAGGGCCAGCUGGGACUAUUGGUGACACAGGCCCACCAGGCCUUCAAGGUAUGCCAGGAGAGAGGGGAAUUGCAGGAACUCCUGGCCCGAAAGGUGACAGAGGUGGAAUAGGAGAGAAAGGUGCUGAAGGCACAGCUGGCAAUGAUGGAGCAAGAGGUCUUCCAGGUCCCUUGGGUCCUCCGGGUCCUGCAGGUCCAACGGGAGAAAAGGGUGAACCUGGUCCUAGAGGUUUAGUUGGCCCACCUGGCUCUCGUGGCAAUCCUGGUUCUCGUGGUGAAAAUGGCCCAACUGGAGCUGUGGGUUUUGCUGGACCUCAGGGUCCCGAUGGGCAGCCAGGGGUGAAAGGUGAACCCGGCGAGCCAGGCCAGAAGGGAGACGCUGGAUCUCCUGGACCACAAGGGCUAGCGGGAUCCCCUGGCCCUCAUGGUCCUAACGGUGUUCCUGGACUCAAAGGUGGUCGAGGAACCCAGGGCCCACCUGGUGCUACAGGAUUUCCUGGUUCUGCUGGCAGAGUUGGACCUCCAGGCCCUACUGGAGCACCAGGACCUGCAGGGCCCAUAGGGGAACCUGGGAAGGAAGGACCUCCAGGUCUUCGUGGGGAUCCUGGCUCUCAUGGGCGAGUGGGAGAUCGAGGACCAGCUGGCCCCCCUGGUGGCCCAGGAGACAAAGGAGACCCAGGAGAAGAUGGGCAACCUGGUCCUGAUGGCCCUCCUGGCCCAGCAGGGACGACGGGACAGAGAGGCAUCGUGGGCAUGCCUGGGCAGCGUGGAGAGCGGGGCAUGCCUGGCCUGCCAGGCCCAGCAGGUACACCAGGGAAAGUCGGACCAACUGGUGCAACAGGAGAUAAAGGUCCACCUGGGCCUGUGGGACCCCCAGGUUCAAAUGGUCCUGUAGGGGAGCCUGGACCAGAAGGUCCAGCGGGAAAUGAUGGGACUCCAGGAAGAGAUGGUGCUGUUGGAGAACGUGGUGAUCGUGGGGACCCUGGGCCUGCAGGACUGCCAGGUUCUCAGGGUGCCCCUGGAACUCCUGGCCCUGUUGGUGCCCCGGGAGAUGCAGGACAGAGAGGUGACCCGGGUUCUCGGGGCCCUGUAGGACCACCUGGCCGGGCUGGAAAACGUGGCUUACCUGGACCCCAAGGGCCACGUGGAGACAAAGGUGAUCAUGGGGAUAGAGGUGACCGAGGGCAGAAAGGCCACAGGGGCUUCACUGGUCUCCAGGGACUUCCAGGCCCUCCGGGUCCAAAUGGUGAACAAGGUAGUGCUGGAAUUCCUGGACCAUUUGGCCCAAGAGGUCCUCCAGGCCCAGUGGGUCCUUCUGGGAAAGAAGGAAACCCUGGACCACUUGGACCUAUUGGACCUCCUGGUGUGCGGGGCAGUGUAGGAGAAGCAGGACCUGAGGGUCCUCCUGGUGAGCCUGGACCACCUGGCCCUCCAGGUCCCCCUGGCCACCUGACAGCUGCACUUGGAGACAUCAUGGGGCACUAUGAUGAAAGCAUGCCAGAUCCUCUUCCAGAAUUUACUGAAGAUCAGGCGGCUCCUGAUGACAAAAACAUAACUGACCCUGGGGUCCAUGCCACGUUGAAAUCACUCAGUAGUCAGAUUGAAACCAUGCGCAGCCCUGAUGGUUCUAAAAAGCACCCAGCCCGUACUUGUGAUGACUUAAGGCUUUGCCAUUCCGCAAAGCAAAGUGGAGAAUAUUGGAUUGAUCCUAACCAGGGAUCUGUGGAAGAUGCAAUCAAAGUUUACUGCAACAUGGAAACAGGAGAAACUUGUAUUUCAGCAAUUCCAUCCAGUAUACCACGUAAAACCUGGUGGGCCAGCAAAUUGCCUGACCAUAAGCCUGUUUGGUAUGGUCUUGAUAUGAAUAGAGGAUCUCAGUUUACUUAUGGAGACCACCAUUCACCCAACACAGCAAUUACUCAAAUGACCUUCCUGCGCCUUUUGUCAAAAGAAGCCUCCCAGAACAUUACUUACAUCUGCAAAAACAGUGUAGGAUACAUGGAUGAUCAGACCAAGAGUUUGAAGAAAGCUGUGAUUCUCAAAGGGGCGAAUGACCUAGAAAUCAAAGCAGAAGGAAAUGCUAGAUUCAGAUACACAGUUCUCCAUGAUACUUGCUCUAAACGAAAUGGAAAUAUGGGCAAGACUGUCUUUGAAUACAGAACACAGAACGUGGCACGCUUGCCCAUCAUAGAUAUUGCCCCUGUGGAUGUUGGCAGCACCGACCAGGAAUUUGGCGUUGAAAUUGGGCCAGUUUGUUUUAUGUAAAGUAAGCCAAGAUGCACCGACAGCAACCACCACCAUCCAUGACGACCACCAUCAUUGACAAGAACUCUGACUGAAGUUGAUCCUGAGACUCUUGAAGUAGUGGCUGAUCCUGCAGCAGCACUGUACAUAUGGUCUGAAGUGCCUGGCCUUCUUAUCCUUCAGAAUAUUUAUUUUACUUACAAUUCUCAAGUUUUAAUUGAUCAAAAAUAUUUCCCAAUACUGCAAUUUAGGUUUAAGAUGACCAAUGACAGUGAACACCUUUAAAAAGAAGUAAACUGAUUAAAUAAAGAAAUCUCCUUUUUCUUCAAUUUAUAUCAGUGUAAUGAAAAGGUUAUUCAGAGUUUAUGAGGAAAUUCUUCUUCCUGGCAGGUAGCUUAAAGAGUGGGGUAUAUAAAACUAUAAGACAUGUUUAGUUUGCUUGGCUGCAAUUUUAAAAUUCAAAAGUUGUGCCCUUUUGUUUCACCCCCUGAUUACAAUGAAAAGCAAAAUCAAAUUGUUUAAUGUUGUGAUUGGAACCACAUGUAUGUCUUGAUAUUGUAUAACCAUUAUACAGAAUCUUUAGAGUAUUCAAAAGUACCAGUUACUUUCUGUUAAAUGAAAAUUUUUAAAUAAUAUAUAUUCAAAAGAAUUUCAGGAAAACCAAUAAGUUACUUUUAUCUUCUGAAAUUUCACAAAGAGUAAUACAUGUAAACUCCAUCCUUGAUUAAAUGUAACAGUACAUUUUUCCCUUUUGAUAUAACCUAUUGAUACAGAUAGAAAUUACGUGAGUAAACAUUUAACAUACUUUUUUAAGAUGGCAUUUAAUACAAAACUAUUUACACAUACCACUUUAUAUACAUGCAUCUAAGACUCAAAGUUGAAAUUCUUCCACAUAUACAGUCUCAUCAUCCUGAAGCUUAUAAUGAAGAAAAACAUCCAGAAACACAUAGUUGCGGAGCUAACUCAUUCAAAUGUGAUAAUUAGACCAUUUGGCCUUUGAACUUUCAUAGGAAAAAAAUGACCCAACAUUUCUUAGCAUGAGCUACCUCAUCUCUAGAAGCUGGGAUGGAUUUAACUAUUCUUGUUUAUAUUUUAGAUACUAAAAGGUGCUAUGCUUCUGUUAUUAUUCCAAGAAUGGAGAUUGGCAGGGCUGAAAAAUAUUAUUGCUAUUUUCUCUUUAAUGAUGGUGCUAAAAUUAUUUCUAUUAAAGUCGUUAAAAAUAAAGAUUGUUUCAUCAACACCAUUUAUGAAACCGCAAUUGCUAGACCUCUAGUUCUGGUAGAAGAAGCGUUGUUGCAGUGCCUUUCGCUGUCCCUGCGUCAUGUUGUGUCUGGAGCGCUCUGUAAUACUUGCAUGUUUCCUAGAGUAGAACAUGUGGGUUCCCUUGUGUCUCAGAGAUUUUUUUUUUUCUUAAUUGCAUUUGUUGGCUCCAUUUUUAUUUCUUCCCUAGCAGCUGGGGCCAUCCCAAAAGACAAGCCAUGCACACAACUUUGGUCAUGUAUUUCUGUGAAGCAUCAAAUUAAAUGCACGCUUUUUUCA
Ochotona princeps (American pika) is the source of this 6285-nucleotide messenger RNA. RefSeq names its product collagen type V alpha 2 chain (gene COL5A2). The transcript has 54 exons. Gene Ontology annotation, cellular component: collagen type V trimer. Gene Ontology annotation, molecular function: extracellular matrix structural constituent; protein binding. The record is from RefSeq and is a predicted model, not a curated record. Lineage: Eukaryota; Metazoa; Chordata; Mammalia; Lagomorpha; Ochotonidae. The coding region runs from base 256 to 4767 and encodes 1503 amino acids.